Molecule: messenger RNA, 2459 nt
Organism: Mercurialis annua (annual mercury)
Lineage: Eukaryota; Viridiplantae; Streptophyta; Magnoliopsida; Malpighiales; Euphorbiaceae
Product: probable beta-D-xylosidase 2
Exons: 7
Coding region: 46-2349 (767 amino acids)
Biological process (GO): xylan catabolic process; arabinan catabolic process
Cellular component (GO): plant-type cell wall
Molecular function (GO): xylan 1,4-beta-xylosidase activity; alpha-L-arabinofuranosidase activity
Source: RefSeq, a predicted model, not a curated record
CACUUUUAUUAUUCUUUGGCCCAUAAUCUCUUAAACUUCAAGCAAAUGGCACCAAACUCAGCUAUUUUCUUGUUACUCUUACUGGUUUUUUCUUGGCAAACCAGCAAAGCUGACGUGGAGCCAUUUGCCUGCCACCCAAAAGAUAAAACGACAAGAAACUUGCCGUUUUGCCAAGUGAAGUUGCCGAUACAUGAAAGAGUAAAGGACCUUGUCGGAAGAUUGAGACUGCCGGAGAAGAUUGGGCUGCUGGUGAACAAUGCCGGUGCAGUUCCGAGACUCGGAAUUAAAGGAUACGAAUGGUGGUCUGAGGCUCUUCAUGGUGUUUCAAAUGUGGGUCCUGGGACCAAGUUUGGUGGGGCCUUCCCUGGGGCCACUAGCUUCCCUCAAGUUAUCACUACUGCUGCUUCUUUCAAUUCCACUCUCUGGGAGGCUAUUGGACAGGUUGUGUCAGACGAAGCAAGAGCCAUGUACAAUGGAGGAAUGGCGGGACUAACUUAUUGGAGCCCAAAUGUGAAUAUUUUAAGGGACCCAAGGUGGGGCCGGGGACAGGAAACUCCCGGUGAAGAUCCUCUCGUAGUCGGUAAAUAUGCCGCCAGUUACGUCAAGGGUUUACAGGGAAACGACGGUGACCGGUUGAAAGUAGCCGCUUCCUGUAAGCAUUUCACAGCAUAUGACCUCGAUAACUGGAAUGGAGUGGAUCGUUUCCAUUUUAAUGCUAAGGUAAGCAAACAGGACAUAGAGGACACAUUUGAUGUGCCAUUCAGAAUGUGUGUAAAAGAAGGAAAGGUGGCUAGUGUUAUGUGCUCAUAUAAUCAAGUUAACGGCAUUCCUACUUGUGCCGAUCCCAAUCUACUCAAGAAAACCGUACGAACUCAAUGGGGUCUAAACGGAUAUAUAGUUUCAGACUGUGAUUCAGUUGGGGUUUAUUACGAUAAACAACACUAUACAUCAACUCCUGAACAAGCAGCCGCUGAUGCUAUCAAAGCAGGUCUAGAUUUGGACUGUGGUCCAUUUCUUGCUGUGCACACGCAAGCAGCAGUUAAAAAAGGCCUGGUCAAUGAGGCUGAAAUUAAUGGUGCUUUAAUGAAUACGCUUGCUGUUCAGAUGCGGCUAGGUUUGUUCGACGGCGAACCAUCAGCUCAGCCAUAUGGGAAACUUGGUCCGAAGGACGUGUGCACCCCGGCUCACCAAGAGUUAGCCCUUGAGGCUGCCAGGCAAGGGAUUGUUCUUUUGAAGAAUAAGGGUGCUUCGUUGCCUUUAUCCCCUCGCCGUCAUCGUAGUGUUGCAAUUAUUGGACCUAACUCCAAUGCGAGUGUCACUAUGAUUGGCAAUUAUGCUGGUGUUGCUUGUCGUUACACUACGCCAUUGCAAGGAAUUGGGAGCUACACAAAGACAAUUUACAAAAAAGGUUGUACAGACGUGAGCUGUGUUAAUGACAAGCUAUUCAACGGUGCAAUUGACGCUGCACGGCAAGCGGAUGCAACAAUUUUAGUGAUGGGCCUUGACCAAUCAAUUGAAGCUGAGUUCAGAGAUCGAACUGGGCUUCUCCUUCCGGGCCAUCAACAAGAGCUUGUAUCUAAAGUUGCCGCGGCCUCUAAAGGCCCGACUAUUUUGGUCUUAAUGUCUGGUGGGCCUAUAGAUGUAUCUUUCGCAAAAAAGGACCCAAAAAUUGCUGCUAUUUUAUGGGCUGGAUAUCCGGGCCAGGCCGGUGGAGCUGCCAUUGCUGAUGUUCUGUUUGGAACAACUAAUCCAGGAGGGAAGCUGCCAAUGACAUGGUAUCCACAAGAGUACAUAACAAAUUUGGCAAUGACAGAAAUGGGCAUGAGAUCAAGCGAAUCAAAGAAUUAUCCAGGAAGAACCUAUAGAUUCUACAAGGGCAAAGUGGUCUACCCAUUUGGCCACGGACUCAGCUACUCACACUUUACUCACACCAUAGCCACAGCCCCCACCUUACUCACUGUACCACUCGACGGACACCGAGGAAACGCCACCGUUUCAGGCAAAGCAAUUAGAGUGACACAUACAAAAUGUAACAGGCUCUCACUACAAAUUGAAGUGGACGUUAAAAAUGUUGGGUCCAAAAACGGAGCUCACACACUGUUAGUCUACUCUACACCGCCAGGUGGACAAUGGGCUCCACGUAAGCAAUUGGUGGCCUUUGAAAAACUGCAUGUUCCUGCAAGAACACAACGAAGAGUUGGGAUUAAAAUACACGUGUGCAAGCUUCUUAGUGUUGUGGAUCGAUCUGGAACUCGAAGGAUUCCUAUUGGUCCACAUAGUCUUCAAAUUGGUGAUGCUAAGCACUCGGUGUCACUUCAAGCUUCAGUUCUUGGAGUCAUUAAGUCUUAAUUUCAUCAUUAAGGGAUAAUUAUAAUUAUAGGUUUGAAAUUUGUUUUCUUAGCAAAUUUUAUCUUAAUUAGUCAAUUCAAAUGAAUUUAUCUUCCACGUAUUGACAUCCA